Haliaeetus leucocephalus (bald eagle) is the source of this 5966-nucleotide messenger RNA. RefSeq names its product spalt-like transcription factor 3 (gene SALL3). Gene Ontology annotation, cellular component: nucleus. The coding region runs from base 1 to 4005 and encodes 1334 amino acids. Gene Ontology annotation, biological process: regulation of transcription by RNA polymerase II. The transcript has 3 exons. NCBI's taxonomy places the organism in Eukaryota, Metazoa, Chordata, Aves, Accipitriformes, Accipitridae. The record is from RefSeq and is a predicted model, not a curated record. Gene Ontology annotation, molecular function: DNA-binding transcription factor activity, RNA polymerase II-specific; RNA polymerase II cis-regulatory region sequence-specific DNA binding.
AUGUCUCGUCGAAAGCAAGCGAAACCCCAGCAUCUCAAAUCGGACGAAGAGCUGCAAGCGGAGGUAGUUUCUGAGCACGCAGUCCCAGGAGAAGGAGCAGAUGAUGGUGAUAGCGGGAACGAGAGCAGGAGCGGAAGCGAAGAAACCAACGUUUGUGAGAAAUGCUGCGCUGAGUUCUUCAAGUGGACGGACUUCCUCGAGCACAAGAAGAGCUGCACUAAAAACCCACUGGUGCUGAUCGUGAAUGAAGAUGAAGCAGCUCCACCCCCCGCCGAGGAGUUCCCCGAGCCCUCGCCCGCCAGCUCGCCCAGUGACCAGGCAGAGAGUGAAGCUGCUGAAGAAGGCGUCCAGGCAGAAAACAAUGACAGCGCUGAGGUAAAAACCACGGAAAAGGAAGAAGAGCCAAUGGAGGUAGAAACUUCUGCGGAGAAAAGUUUCCAGAAUCAAGGCACCUCAAACACAGCUACUCCUCUACCUCAGAUCCCUGAACCACCUUCCAUGACAAGCUAUAACAUGCCAAACACCAACGUCACGCUAGAGACUCUGCUGAGCACUAAAGUGGCAGUCGCGCAGUUCUCGCAGAGCGCACGGACCACCGCGUCCGCCAGCAUCAGCAGCGGGGUGACGGCCGUGGCCAUCCCCAUGAUCCUGGAGCAGCUCAUGGCCCUGCAGCAGCAGCAGAUUCACCAGCUCCAGCUCAUCGAGCAGAUCCGCAGUCAAGUGGCAAUGAUGAACCGCCAGCCGCUCCGGCCGUCCCUCAACCAGGUCGUGGCCGCCCAGGGUGGUCCGGGCCAAGCAUCCAACCAGCUGCAGGGGUUCGCCACCAGUGCCGCCGUCCAGCUCACCGCCGUCAUUCCUCCCGCCAUCGUGGGGCAAGCCGCCAGCGGUCCGCCCGCUGCUUUCGACGGCUCGCAGCACAUCUCAAGACCUACGUCCGGGGCGAGUACGCCCAACAUAUCCAGCGGUGGCUCUUCCGCCCCACCUGAAUCGAGCGUACCUUCCUCCUCAAACGCAAUUACGUCCAUAACUCCCGUUUCCGUGUCAAACGCUCCUAACAGCGCUUCGCAACCCCAGAAUGCUUCGACUCCGCCUUCGAUAGGACAUGGAAGCCUCACCUCGGUGUCCAGCCUGCCAAACCCACUUCUACCUCAGACUUCAUCAAAUAGCGUGAUCUUCCCCAAUCCGCUGGUCAGCAUCGCCGCAACGGCUAACGCGCUAGAUCCUCUGUCCGCCCUUAUGAAGCACCGCAAAGGAAAGCCACCAAACGUGUCAGUGUUUGAACCCAAGUCAAGCUCUGAGGAUCCCUUUUUUAAACAUAAAUGCCGAUUUUGUGCCAAGGUCUUUGGAAGUGACAGUGCUUUACAAAUUCACCUCCGCUCGCAUACAGGCGAAAGACCUUUUAAAUGUAACAUAUGCGGAAACCGCUUUUCCACAAAGGGCAACCUGAAAGUUCAUUUUCAGAGGCAUAAAGAGAAAUACCCUCAUAUUCAGAUGAACCCUUAUCCUGUUCCAGAAUACCUCGAUAAUGUGCCCACCUGCUCUGGAAUCCCCUACGGGAUGUCGCUGCCCCCCGAAAAGCCGGUCACAACGUGGUUAGACAGCAAACCUGUUUUACCGACCGUCCCGACUUCCAUCGGGCUCCAGCUGCCCCCCACUAUACCCGGUGUGAACAGUUACGGAGAUUCUCCAAGUAUCACUCCUAUGAGCAGGUCACCCCAGAGGCCUUCUCCUGCCUCCAGCGAAUGCACUUCUCUAUCCCCGAGCCUCAACACUUCUGAGUCGGGCGUCCCGGCGUCUGCCGAAUCCCCACAGCCCAUUCAGAGCGGCUCAUCUCUGACCAAGGCAGAACCUGUCACUCUGCCUCCCACGAGCACACGGCUCGGGGACCUCUCUGCAGGUGGGCAAGUUUCCACAGCUUCCACGUCUUCGAUUCCUACCGCUGUUACGGACAGCAGCGCUGCAACAAGCCUCCCAAACCCUGUGCUUCCAGCAGUGUCCGACCAGUUUAAGGCAAAGUUCCCGUUCGGUGGUCUGCUAGACUCUAUGCAAACAUCAGAAACCUCAAAACUACAACAGCUAGUGGAGAACAUUGAUAAGAAGAUGACGGAUCCGAAUCAAUGCGUCAUUUGUCACCGUGUGCUUAGUUGUCAGAGCGCUCUCAAGAUGCAUUACAGAACGCAUACAGGAGAAAGACCAUUUAAAUGCAAAAUUUGUGGACGUGCCUUUACUACAAAAGGCAAUCUAAAAACACAUUUUGGAGUUCAUCGAGCGAAGCCACCACUUAGAGUACAGCACUCGUGUCCCAUUUGUCAGAAGAAAUUUACAAAUGCGGUUGUUCUUCAGCAGCACAUUCGUAUGCAUAUGGGCGGGCAAAUUCCAAACACGCCACUACCAGAGGGCUUCCAGGACGCCAUGGACUCAGAGCUUUCGUACGAUGAGAAGAACGUUGACACGCUGAGCAACUUCGACGAUGACAUUGAUGAAAAUUCUAUGGAAGAGGACCCGGAGCUAAAGGACACGGCAAGUGACUCAUCCAAACCCCUUAUCUCUUACUCUGGGUCAUGUCCUUCUUCGCCACCUUCUGUGAUCUCCAGUAUUGCUGCUUUGGAGAAUCAAAUGAAAAUGAUUGAUUCUGUCAUGAACUGUCAGCAGCUGACCAGUUUGAAAUCCAUAGAAAAUGGAUCAGGGGAAAGUGACCAUUUGAGCAAUGACUCCUCAUCAGCCGUCGGUGAUCUCGAAAGCCAGAGUGCAGGCAGCCCUGCAAUGUCAGAGUCUUCUUCCUCCAUGCAAGCUUUGUCUCCUGUAAAUAGCAAUAGCGAAAGUUUCAGAUCAAAGUCCCCAGGUCUCAGUAACCAGGAAGAGCCACAAGAAAUACAAUUAAAGACAGAAAAACCAGACAGUCCACCACCCGCAACUGAAAAUGGAGGCGCAUUAGAUCUGACAUCCACCAACCCGGGAAGACCGGUCAUCAAAGAGGAGGCUCCUUUUAGCCUGCUGUUCCUGAACAGAGAACGUGGUAAGUUUAAAAGUACUGUUUGUAAUAUCUGUGGCAAGCCUUUUGCUUGUAAGAGUGCAUUGGAAAUUCACUACCGCAGCCAUACUAAAGAACGUCCAUUUGUUUGUACAGUCUGCAGUCGUGGGUGUUCCACUAUGGGUAAUUUAAAACAGCACUUACUGACGCACAAAUUAAAAGAGCUGCCUUCUCAGUUAUUUGAACCCAACUUUACUCUAGGUCCCAGCCAAAGUACUCCUAGCCUGGUCACCAGUACAGCACCUACCAUGAUCAAAAUGGAAGUGAAUGGUCACAGCAAGCCGAUCUCUUUGGGUGAGGUUCCCUCGCUUCCAGCUGGAAUCCAGGUUCCUGCUGCACCACAGACAGUGAUGAGUCCGGGGAUCACCCCUAUGCUGGCACCCCCCCCUCGCCGGACUCCCAAGCAGCACAACUGUCAGUCGUGCGGGAAGACCUUCUCCUCAGCAAGUGCACUGCAGAUACACGAGCGCACCCAUACCGGUGAAAAACCGUUUGGUUGCACAAUCUGUGGUAGAGCUUUUACCACAAAGGGGAAUUUGCAGGUUCACAUGGGAACCCACAUGUGGAAUAACGCCCCCGCGCGCCGCGGCCGCCGCCUCUCCGUGGAAAACCCCAUGGCUCUGCUGGGUGGCGAUGCCCUCAAGUUCUCCGAGAUGUUCCAGAAGGAUUUGGCAGCUCGGGCCAUGAACGUUGACCCCAAUUUUUGGAACCAAUACGCUGCAGCUAUCACUAACGGACUUGCGAUGAAGAACAAUGAGAUUUCUGUCAUACAGAACGGCGGCAUUCCCCAGCUCCCCGUAAGUCUAGGCGGAGGGGCCAUCCCGCCUCUAAGUAACCUUACCGGUGGCAUGGACAAAGCUCGCACGGGCAGCAGCCCUCCCAUUGUCGGUCUGGACAAAGCAAGUUCUGAAACGGGAGCCAGUCGUCCAUUCACCAGAUUUAUUGAGGAUAAUAAAGAGAUUGGCAUAAAUUAAAAGCAUUCGUUCCGAAUAACUGUUGGACCGCUACUCGACACAACACUUGUCCUGUUCCAUGUACAGCUUUUGAAGCUAAGCGGUAGUUUCCUGACCUAAACGCAUAGGUUCCCUUUAAAGUUUUACCCAUAGCAGAAAUACAUAACUUUGUGGCUGCUGAAAAGUUGUCUUGCAAGAUCUGCAUGGUACUUCUUUCAACAGUGAGUUUGACUGUUACUGAGAACUUUGAAACCUUUUAAUUUAACAGAAAGCAAACAAACAAACAAAUCACAGGAUAACUUCAUUAGAAACAGAAAGAGGCUAGUCUGCGUCCACUUCGCUUCUUACAAAACUUACCAUCGCCUGAGAAAGGGGGGCUUCAUUAUGGCAUUCUGUCACACUUAUUUGCUGGUUUUGUUCAAAUUAGUUAGCAACUUGGACUAUGUUUUUAGGAAUCUUAAUCUUAAAUAAGUGAUUUAGUACCCCAAUGCUGUGUAUUAUUACAGUAUCCUUGUCUGUAGUAUUUAUAAUGUUAAGAUUAUGCGGGUAACAGACAAUAUACUAGCCCCAAACUUAAAUGAAGCUUUUGUACUGCAAAAUACAUCUGGCUAUGUGAUUUUUCUUUUAUUUUCUUUUUUUUUUUUUUUUAAGCAAGUUUUGUUUUCCUAUAAAUAAGUGGUUUAUUUCAAUGCAGGCAAAAUUGUGAAGUUUUAUUGGGAAAGAUAGCAUGCUUUUCAUGUGCAAGUACCUGUCAGUAACAAACCUUUUUUUAUUUAAAUAUUUGUAGCUGCUAUGUGGACAGUUGUUCUAUUAAAUGAAAAAAAAAUGUAGUGUGGACUUUAGCUCAAUGAUUGGAAAACAAGUUACAGACAAACCUUAGCACCAUAAAUUAUUCACAACAUUAUAAACAGUUGUGAGUAAAUACUCCAUGUUAUCAAAGCUGUACAAUAAAAAGGUAAUGUUUGUAUAAUGUGGUUGCAAACUCUUAAUUUAUACUAUUGCACUUUUAGUAUUUUGUAUUAGGGAGGUUUGUCUAUAAUUUGAAACUGAACAAAGAUGUAAACUAUUUUAUAAAUAGUACUUUGACUUAAGGAAUAAGGAGGAGAACCCUGUUGCAGUUUCUCGUUUUAUUUUAAGGUCAAACAAUGAGAGAUCUCUAUUAACUAAGCAGAAAAGCCGCAGAGAACUGUCAGAUCCUUAGGAAAUAUGGGGCCUGCCAUUUCUUAAAUGGAAAUGAUUCAUUUAACUUUUCUACAAAGCCCACUUAAAAGCGUGACCACCCCCGACAGAAUUCUGAUACAUUUAUCUUAGGAGUGUGAUAUUAAUACAAGUCUAGGAUAGAGGAAGGAGAACAUUGUGUAGGUUUAAUUUUACUGUAAUCUGUUCUGUCUCUUUCACACAUACCCACAAGAAAGAUGUCGACUGCCUAAUAACACGGGAACAAAAUAAUAACUUUUGGGCAGCGUGAGCAGUAGUAAUAUAGAAAUAUUCUGUAUCUAUUUCCAACUCUUGCUGAUUAUCUUCUCAGAUUGCUCCAAAGCACAAUGUACUCUGAUUAAUCGAAUAUAAUUUUAUGUUGAUUGCGUUGUUUAAAUUACACCGAGUAAAUAAAGGGAAUGGUUCCACUCGUAAGCUAGGCUGGGGAUGCUGAGGAGACUGGGGCUUAAUCAAAACUUGAAGAGUAAACGUUUUGUGUACUACCUCAUUUUUGUGCAUUACAAGCAUGGUGGAGUUGACACUAUGAACUUCCGUCCAGCAGAAUUGCUUGAGGGACAUUAUGGGUAGCUGGGAAACAGCGCAAGGAGUUUUAUGCCCCUGAAGGACGAAUCAGACAGUGAGGUCUUCUCAGUUGAGACUGAAAAAUAGGACAAUCUUUCUUAUACAACAAAAACCAUUACUGUAAGAGGAUGGACUAUUCCUGCCAUCGUGUAAUGGAGUGAAAAGAGGUUCAAAGACUUAUUAGCUGUUUGUUUCUAUUGGAA